AUGAAAAGGACUUCAUUCCAAGCAGAAAUAAGCAAAAGAGAUACAAAAUGCAAUACAUGCAAGGAGAGCAUAGAUCGAGGAGUCAUAAGAAUUAAAAUCCACUUAAUGGAUCAUUAUGAUUAUUAUCACUUAAAAUGCUAUACCCCCAAAAUCAAACAGUAUAUUUCUAAAAAAGAUUUAGGGAUAACCCUAGACCCAGAAAAUGCUAAAAUUCUAGAUGAAUGACUUGAUAACUGGAAUAAAGAUUAUGCCCCACUUGACAAAGCUUUCCAUGAGCCUCCAACUUUUUCUAAGCUGGUAGAAUCGACUCCUUCUAAAUACAGAAGAGCCUGGCUAGAAAUAUUUAAAUUUCUUGAUGCAGUCGAAUUGUUUAAAAUUUAUUCUCAUGUGAAUAAAGAAUUUUACCUUACUUAUUAAUUAGAUGGUUAGUCAAGGUCCUCGAGGUAAAACCCAAAUAGAAAAUAGGCAAGGGCUAGGCUCCCUAACAUAACAGGAGUUGCUUACCUAGCAUAGCUGCCCAUUUCCAGCUUUGUAACACCUCACCGGAUAUAAUUAAAUAUGUGUUCGAACGUAGUCGGCGUAGCCGACCGCGGAGCGCUGAGACGCUAUAUUUAAUAAUCCAAAGAAUUUUACCACAUUUCAUGGGACGAAGAAUUAUGGCAUUUUUACUGUGUAAGAGAUUAUACAAAUGCUGCACUGGAUGAUGAGAAAAAGAAUUAUAGAACUCAAUACAUAAUUCUUAGAAUGGAGUCAUGCUUUUGGUGCCAUGCACAUCAAUCUCAAGAAAAAUUCAAUAGGUGCCCAUUGAUAGGAAAGCCAAUAUGCGAAAAGUGCAAAAAACUUAUCUUUUAGCCUUUAAAAAUUACAGAUUUAAUAAUUUUGAAUAAAUUAUUAAAUAUUUAUAAUCAUUUGAUUAUUGAGGAGUUAAAAGAUUUGAACAAAUGUAUAAGUCAGAAGUCGAAGCAGUCUAUGGGAUAAACACUAAUCUUCUACAGCUGAAAUUUGGAAUAGGCACUUGGAACAGAAAAAUUGUUUAUAGAUAUAUGGUUGAUGAAGCUCUGGUUAUAUUCAGAAAACGAAAUAAAGAAUUUCUGCUUGAAGAAAUGAAGAAAACUAAUUUAGACCCUGCUUUGAUUGAUUUUGUUGAAAAUAUCGAUAUAACAACUAUGGAUAAAUCUUGAUCAGAGACAUUAGAAAGCUCCGAAGAUCCAGUUCAUGAAUUGUUUUAUAACUAUAUAAGAGACAAAAAGUCAGAAAAAAGAGUCUUAAACAAGCUCAAAUCCAUAAAAUAA
Messenger RNA from Blepharisma stoltei, 1292 nucleotides. Lineage: Eukaryota; Ciliophora; Heterotrichea; Heterotrichida; Blepharismidae. The record is from the annotation of a GenBank genome assembly.